AAGGGCUUUCGGGGCGGGAGCCUUUGGGGAGCGCGGGCUCUUGGAGACCGACCGGCCCCACCUGCGGAGCCUCAUCUGCGCCGGCGGCACGCAAAUUGGACGCUGCGCAACGACGGGUUAAUAAAGCGGAGCUUGGGUUAGUGUUACCGACUGCUGCGGCACCAGGUGCAUGUUCAACACUCAAAGGAGGGACGCAAGGUUGCGUUAGACGUUUUUCCAAACACUCAAGACCGACUUGGCAUUCAAUUAACAAGCAUCUAUUUUGUUACAAGUGCUUAUUUUUUAGUAAUCGCUACUAACACAACUUUACUAGCUAAAGUUUAGGUGGGCUACUAGCAGCACGUUAUUCUUACUUAGUUAUUUUAAUAAAUAAAUGGCUAAUUAUAAGUACUAUCAUCUAAUAUGUUACAGGUGACCAUCUGAGUCUAGUCUAAUAAACCUUGGUAGCCUUAUAUUGGCAUAAAGAGCCGUUUGUAACUCGAAUGCGCGAGACUUCCGGUGUCACGCGCUAGCUAUUUUUCCUCUACAAAUAUGUCCGUUGUGUAUCUUGAUAUUGCAGACCUGUGUUCGUUAUCAUUAAAAAACAUCACCACGAUCACAAACGCAAUGGUUUGCAUCGCAAAUAGGUAUCUUUGUUAUUCUUGUAGUUAUUACUAUAUAGCGGAGGCCUAACGAACCGGAAGUCUCGCACAUUCAUAAGACUAGCUCACGUCCACAUUGUAAAAUAAGAUGAAAACGGCCUAAGUGCCAUUGUUUAGUUACUUGUGCAAAGCACGCAAAGUCGGAAAUUAGUUUGAUUGUUCAAAAUGGUUGUGCAAAAAUCUUUAAAUAGUAACCAGUAGCCAGAAUAGUAAUGCAUGCUUACAUCUACAAUAUUAUCAUGUCAGGAUAUAGUAGCCUAGAACUUUAUAAACACGCAUCUGCUAAACACUCGAGACAUUACUAGACAUCCACUGUUUAUAGAAAAAUCUAGCUACUAAAAAAAUAGGUCUUGGAGCUAUUUUCGCUUGAUGUUUUCACAAAGCAACAGGAAGCGACGGUGAAAUAGCGCGCGCUCCUGCAUUCUUUGUUUUACUUGCAACUUGGAAAAGCGAAGUACAGUGACACACAAAUGCAGCUUGUAGUUGGUCGCGAGGAACGACUGUCAAAGCAACCCGACGCGGACGCGUUUAAUCGGACGUUACGGCCCGCGCGCUUUAUUCCCGCAGCAGCAACGCGUUUCGGUUUGUCAAAGCGUUGAUGGAUGUUAUAUACGUGCGUGCAUAUAGACACAAUAACAGCUCCGGAGCAUCCUCUACCCCAGCCCACCCCACCCGCGGGGCAAUGUCUCAAAGCACGUCACCGUGAGUGUGUGUGUGUGUGUGUGUGUGAGAGAGAGAGGAAGGAGAGAGAGAGAGCGAGAGAAAGUAGAUGUGUGCAGACAACCUGCCUGCGCGUAAUUCUGGGAGGACUCUCCGCCGAGCAACGACACAAUAAACACUCACGGAACCGCAAGAGUUUCCCCCGGUGGAGUAACAAUAAGCACUUGAAUCACGUCGCGCCAUCCAGUCAGGAGUGCGCCGUCAAUCUGCAGCCAUGUAUCUGAACAGGGAGGAGGAGUACAGCAAAGGCUCCCUGUCUUUGAGCGUGCUGCUGGUGUCGUUGGCGGUAACCGUGUGUGGCGUUUGGCUGGUAGCUCUCUGUGGCGUCUGCGGAUGGUGUCAACGCAAGCUGGGGAAGAGAAAUAAACCAGGAGUGGAGUCCGUGGGGUCUCCUGAUUCAGGAAGAGGAAGAGGAGAGAAAAAAGCCAUCAAUGAUUUAGACAGAGACUUUUGGAAUAACAAUGACAGCAGUUCAGUACAGCAGCGCUGGAGCUCAUACCCACCCAAGGAGUUUGUACUAAACAUUUCUCCUUAUGCCCCUUACGGAGAUCCGCGCCUCACACUCAAGUGAGUCUCUGUUCAGGCCGGUAAGAGACACAAACCCCUGACCCACAGCUCAUAUCACCCCCCUGACCCCCUAACCCUCAGGAUCUGUCUAGAACUCAGACAGGAAUCGACCGUCUGAACCAAACAGCGCCGUAAUAUGUUUCCCCGGAGCACAAAAACGGUAGCGCUGAUGUACGGUAGCAGCCGUACGUCAGCGAAAAGCUCAUUUAUUCAAUCAACGGAAAAAAAGCGACAGCUUUCGCGCUCCGGGAUCACAUAUACGAUUCGCUUCUUGAUAACGUGGAAGUCACAUUUUUAUAUUUAUGCUCGGAACCGAACGGGAAACAAGUUAAUAAGCAUGUGUCGGUCCAUCAGCAGUUUUCCGCUGAUGCGGAGAAAUAUCUUGCAUUCUGCUGCACAAUUGUUUUUUUUUUUUGUAGAUUUAACAAUGCACUAAUUCAGCUCAUUUUAGUUACUGUGUUUCGGUUGAGUGGGCUGUAAUAUCAAAACUGUGUAGUUCGCAGUUUAGGGCUCCUCUGUUAGUGUGUAAUUAUGUUUUGGUGUGCAGUGGGCUAUAUCUAAAAAUACUUAUUUAUAUAUUAAUUAUUAAUAUUUG
Puntigrus tetrazona (Sumatra barb) is the source of this 2523-nucleotide messenger RNA. Its product is annotated as synaptotagmin-7-like. The transcript is spliced from 4 exons. The record is from RefSeq and is a predicted model, not a curated record. Bases 1576 to 1932 code for a protein of 118 amino acids. NCBI's taxonomy places the organism in Eukaryota, Metazoa, Chordata, Actinopteri, Cypriniformes, Cyprinidae.